AUGCCCUCUCCUGCCGCCGCGAACGGUUAUACCACCGCUUCCCACACUGGUACGAACGGGACCGCGCCCCCUACUACCGCUCUUCAGCCUCGAAAGCUGGAGCCGAAGACGGAUUCGACAGCGAGCGUACCCGAUUUUAAAACCAGCGAGGAUUACCCCCAGAAGGUCAUCAUGGAGGUCGGAAUGCACGUCACGUGGCGUGUGGACGGCAUCAAGAUCGUGCACAAAAACGACGCGGAGACGGCCAAGCGUGGGACCAGCACCAAGGGAGAAAAAGUCUUCUUGUUGGACGAAGGCGAAUAUAUCACGCAUGUUUGGUACGCCGCCGAUGCAGGGUCUGUCCAAGGCAUCCUCUUUGGUACUUCCAACGGGCGCAAGUCGGUGUGGUUUGGCUACGAGUAUGGACUGUAUGGUCUAUUGAUCAAGGAUAGCCACGUUCUUACCGACCUUCGGGGCGCAUCGCAAGAUAGUCAGCUGAACGAUCUUGUGCCCAGCUGGGUCCGGUACAUCCCCGGAGGUGGGAUCACGGCGUUCCUGGCUCUCUACGACGAAUUAGUGGCCAGGUGGAAUGAAUUUCAGUCUUCCAUUGCGGAACUGAAGAAGCAGACCGUUAGCUCCAAGGCCAGCCUGGAUGAGCUGACUACUUACGAGCAGACGAUUGCACGCGGCCUGGCCGAGCUAGUCCAGGACGUGGAGAUCCUUCGCGGCAUGGAAAAUGAGCAGAGCACCGCCCAGGUCGUGGUCACAUCACUGCGCGAAAAGUAUAUAUCCAACCAUCUCGGCGCUUGCAAGGAGGCUGCAAGGGCUGCACAGACACAGUUCAACAACCUUGCGCUCGCGUUAGCACCCAUAUCAGGCCAGGUACGUUACCACUAUGCGGGCUUCACCUCCCCUAUGACUUAG
Phanerochaete carnosa HHB-10118-sp is the source of this 903-nucleotide messenger RNA. RefSeq lists its product as uncharacterized. NCBI's taxonomy places the organism in Eukaryota, Fungi, Basidiomycota, Agaricomycetes, Polyporales, Phanerochaetaceae. The transcript is spliced from 3 exons. Bases 1 to 903 code for a protein of 300 amino acids. The record is from RefSeq and is a predicted model, not a curated record.